AUGCCUCCCCUCAAUCCCAUCCAUGUUCGCGGCAAGAAAAAAGGCAGUGCUUCUAAGGCAAGUACUCCUUCACCAAUUGGCUCAUCUGCUGGAGAGGACAAAAUGAAGCAGAAAGAUCAGAAGGUCAAACCAAAGAAAUUGUCUCGCCUGGAACGCCUCCCCAAUGAGCUUCUUGCCGAGAUCUUCAUUGAGAGCUGCAGCUAUAAUCUUGCCCGUUGCAACCGUUAUCUGAGGAGCCUGCUUCACAGCGAGUACUGUCUGACCAAACUUGUGGCUAAAACCUUUGCGCCCACUUGGUCAAUGUAUUUUGACGAGCCUAUGGACGGGGACAUUGCUGAUCCCACCACGCACCGGUCUAUUGGCCGGCGUCUUGACCGAAGCCGCCGACACAUUGUUAAGGCUCAGGAACAUCUACUCGGCUGGAAGUUUUUCGACAUAAAUAUCGUCUUGAAGGCUCAACAAAUCUGGUUCAAUGCCGUGGCUUGCUUCAACCACGAUUACCAGGCCGCCAAGAGGGGAAUCCGCAGUCGUCGAGUCGGAUGGAGUCAGUAUAGAAGCCGCCAGGACGUCGAACCGGGAAUCUACCUUGGGCCUCGCCGCCUGCACGGCCCCUGGAGUGAGGACCAUGCGCGCCUUGUCUUCUGGCUAUAUACCGGCGGCGCCAUCGUUGACAAUGAAUCUUGGGAUGGCUACGUCUCCAUGAACCUCACGGAGAGCCACUCGCACUUGGGGGACUUCAACCCUUUCUUCAUAUAUGGCUCCUCGCAACUAGUUAACGUCAAGACUUGGCCCCUCUAUGACGCGUACCAUUUUUAUCUUAGGUGGAAGGUCGCGUGUGAUGACGAGCCCGGGUUCGAAGCCAUGAUAGAUCUCAGAGAUCGUCUGAGGAGUACGUUCGAGGACGAUGAUAUGAACGCCAUUCGAAGUCUCAGACGCAACGCUGGUAGAGACCCUAACGACUCGGAUCUCGAGUAUGAUCCCGACAACGAUUCGGACAUCGAUGCGCCGUUUGACGGCGAUAGCAACUUGGAGCGGAUUCGACGCGAAGUGAGAUAUCAGAGGAUGCUUGAUGCGCAGGACGAGUCGGAAGAUGGAGAAAAUGAGGAGGAGGAAGGGGAAGAGGAGGAAGAGGACGAGGGUUUGGAGGGCUAUAUCUCUGGACAGGACGAGGACAAGGAUGGCGAGGAGAGUGAGAACGAAGAGAUGAACGAGGAGAACAAUGUUGUUGCGGCUGCUGAGGCAUGA
This is a messenger RNA of Scedosporium apiospermum, 1245 nucleotides long. RefSeq lists its product as uncharacterized. The record is from RefSeq and is a predicted model, not a curated record. Lineage: Eukaryota; Fungi; Ascomycota; Sordariomycetes; Microascales; Microascaceae. The transcript is spliced from 4 exons. Bases 1 to 1245 code for a protein of 414 amino acids.